AUGGAGCGGUAUGGAGGACAAGACGCCUUUCUAUCUGAGGUACGCGCUGCAUUUGAUUCUGAAACCGACCGCGCGCGAGCCGUCGAGCUAGUGGACCUAAAGCUGGGAGUAUUUGUUGCGAUGGGUAUGGCUCCCCACUAUGCUUUCGAAAGGCUGAAGCUACAACAAUAUGAUGGUGAGUUGUUUGAUACGGCGCUCCUACCGCUGUUGAACAAGUACGUCAUCCUGCAAAACAAGUUCGACCUCAGAACCACCACGACUCUUGCUGAUGAACUGUUCCUCUUACGAGGGGGUAGUGAGUCAAGGGAGACGGUUGGAAAUCAUGUGUCGGAAUGGCUAGGUGCUCAAGGAGUGAAAGCGGAAUAUGAGUACGUUGAGCAACAAGUCUUCUGGGAAUGGAAGCUGCAUGGGACGCCUUAUGGUGGUGCGCCUGAAACUGGGUGGAAUAAGUUUAGCGAUGCCUACGAUGGUUUUGAGAAGAAUUCACGCGGCAAGUUUCAGGAGGAGUACAACCAGUUUUUGACAGCUAUACGGUGA
This is a messenger RNA of Hyaloperonospora brassicae, 537 nucleotides long. The record is from the annotation of a GenBank genome assembly. NCBI's taxonomy places the organism in Eukaryota, Oomycota, Peronosporomycetes, Peronosporales, Peronosporaceae.